AUGUUUCUCAAGCAUGAGAAAGACUAUGCGGAUUUGUCUCUUGAGAUCUCAGACUCUAUUGACUGGGAAGCUGGGGUUUUGAGAACCACUCACUAUCGCCUCGAUAUUACCGUGUCUGCUGUCGACCCUGUUUCUGGUCUUCUAGCAGUCGGGACAUCGAAGGGCCUUGUUGCCUUAUAUGGCUCACCGGGAGUUGAAUGCACGCUUAGGCUAUCUGACGCGCCGGACGCGCGAGUGCAGCAUUUACACUUUGUGCCAUCGCUCUGCAAACUGUGCUGUAUUGAUGAGCAUGAUCGCCUCCAUAUUUGGGACCUCACAACGAUAGGCGCACCCAAGCUACAGAAGAUUGUUAACUUGCCUCGUCCAGUGAACUGCUUACUGGUGUCGCCUUCACAUACCCAUGCUUUGAUAGCGCUCUCCAAUGGCGAGAUUAGAAUGUAUGAUCUGCUCUGCCUUCGCAUGUCUCCAUACACAGUGCCGCCAAACCUGUGGUCACUGUACGAAGAGAAGGUGCAAGCUUCUGGUAUGCCUGCUAUACCCACUUCAGAUUCAAAUACGAUUCUUGAUAUGGUAAUCCAUCCCAGAGAUGUCAAUCUGCUAUUUAUUGCAUUCGGAGGUGGCGUGAUUUUAUACGACUUGAGACAACGCGAGAUGGUCCGUGUUUACGAAUUGAUCCUGCCCCCAGGAGCACCUGGAGGAUCGGGAUAUUAUACAGCGGACAUCCUGUUACCGCGUCAUUCCUCAGUGACGGCGUUGUCUAUUCAUCCGUCGGGCCAUAUGUUGGCAGUCGGGUACACAGACGGCAGUAUUGCGUUCUGGGCUCUGCAGGAUGAGGAACGACCGCUAUUAGUCCGCACGCUCGACAACGAGGAUGAUGUUGGCGUCGUGGAUGUGGCCAAGCUUGAACUUUUUCUUCCCUCUGGUCAGCCCUCAAAUGAACAGCCAAAACCCUCUGUAGAUGCGCGCGAACCAAUUUUCAAAUUGUCGUGGAGCGGUUUUCCCAAUUCAUCUGAUCCUCGCGGCGGUGACACUACUCUCACAGUGCUCGGAGGGUUUGGCAAUAAGGAUUCCCAAGGAAUUACCGUGUUCCUUUUCCCGCCACUCAAUCCCCCGGCUUCACCUCCCGCUGCAUCAGCGGCUCACAAAGCGCCAGUUCCUCCGCCUCUGCAUAACAAUACCCGUAUAGCAAUGCGAGAGACACUAACGCCUCUAGAUUCACAUAUAUACUUGUCUGCUGGGGCUGUGCAAGAUUUCUUGUUGAUUCCCCGAGAAAGCCCACACUUCGCAUGUACAUGGGACCCCCAAACGAUCCUGCUCUUAUCAGAUUCGGAUUUGGACUCUAGUGGAAAAACUCGCAUAAUGGUCGGAUAUGAGUUUCCCCCACCCGCAUUCCUUCCCGUUACGACGAGUCCGAUUGUCGCUCAGUCACCCAGUAUAUCGGGGAGCGAUAAUCCGACGGAGGCACUCACUCAAGAAUUGGCAUCCACGCUUCAAUCUAUGUCGCUCUCUGCAGAUCCCGAACAAAUUGGAUUACCAUUAGAGUUUUGGGAUGCAUUGGGGGGUGUAAUUAUCCAACUCGAGCGAGACCCUUAUGAACAACUAUCGAGCGCUGACGCGGAUCGAGGCUAUCUGCCAACCUGGGGAGGUAAAGCUUGGGUUGAAGAUGCAGAUGGUCAAAUGAAACUCAUGAAGUAUCAGCCGCGUCGCGUACUGAUAACGCACGAUCUUGAUCUUUCCGUCCGCUUUCUUGACCUCAGUGCGCAGCUUCUCGUGAGUUCGUUGGACAACCCUCUCUCAGCUACAUUCCCCAAACCCUGGCCUGCUCUGACAAUCGAGGUAUCUCCUGUCAUUCAUGAUCCUUCUCUCCAUCUCGUUACUUCUCCCUCCAGCUCCCUUCAUGUGUCAUCAUCAUCUUCGCAGUCAACUUUCGAGCAAGCCAUUCACGGAGGACAGCUUCACAUCGCUUCAGUUCACAUUGCUCCUGAAUCAUUGGAAUGUAUGAUCGCUUUGACAAACGGGGCCCUCAUUGUGUAUAGAUUGCGCUCGGGAGAAGGAGAGGCCGCUGUAAAUCCUCCUGACGAAGAACUGGUAUCCCUUACUCAUAUAUCAAGCACGCGGAUGUUUCAGCCAUUCUUCGCUGUAAAGCCUGGGCAAGGAGCCAUCACUGCGUGUGCUGUAGCAGAUACAGGCAAGUGGCAUGAUAAUGCUUUCUCGCUGUCGCAUACUCGUUUGGAGUUCUACUCGUCAUCGAUAUGCGUGGACCGCGGGUUAUUUUGCGGACGACGGCACCUUCACAGACCCAGCAUAGACAUUCCAUUCUUCCUCGGGACUCGACCGCUGAGCGAGAUUCUAUCACAUCGCUUACCUGGGCAGUAUGCCCACUGGCGUCAGGUACCGCAGCCGUUCAAUUGGGAUUUUGUUCCACGCAUCCGACUUAUCGCAAGCACCUCCGCUGGGCACACGAUCGUUCACACCCUCACACGCAGCCCAUCUGGUGCCUGGACAGUGUCCAGCUCUCCAAAAAUAAUCGAGGCUUCUAUGUACCCCAUCCCUGGGGGCUCCGUCGGGCUCAGUGCUGCCCUUGCUAACGAUAAACUUGUAGAUCGGGGUCAUGAAGUUGACAAUAAUGUCAAGCACAAGGAUUGCAUAUGGGUCAGUGCUGGCGCGAAAGGUGUGAAGUGCGUUGCUGAUGUCGACGGGGAACGGAUUGCGCGAACGGAGUGGGGGAGCAAAACGGGCGCUGUUCGGAGGGUGGAAAUAGUCGACAAGAAUGGUGCAUCCGCAUUGGUGGCAUUCACAGAGCGCGGUGAGGCGCUCGUCUAUUCACUCCCCUUCCUCAAGCAUUUGCACACUCUCCAGCUACCUCAGCACUCUAUAUCGUGA
Fibroporia radiculosa is the source of this 2883-nucleotide messenger RNA. RefSeq lists its product as uncharacterized. Gene Ontology annotation, molecular function: myosin II binding; GTPase activator activity; syntaxin binding. Bases 1 to 2883 code for a protein of 960 amino acids. The record is from RefSeq and is a predicted model, not a curated record. The transcript is spliced from 14 exons. NCBI's taxonomy places the organism in Eukaryota, Fungi, Basidiomycota, Agaricomycetes, Polyporales, Fibroporiaceae. Gene Ontology annotation, biological process: regulation of protein secretion; regulation of exocytosis; establishment of cell polarity. Gene Ontology annotation, cellular component: cytoplasm; plasma membrane.